AAAAUGUGACAAAGGUUUCACUCGCAAAUCACACCUUGAAAUGCAUAAGAUAAUCCACACUGGAGAGAAACCAUACAAAUGUGUGGUUUGUCAUAAGGCUUUUGCAUGUAAUUCAUACCUGGCAAAACACACUAGAAUUCACACUGGAGAGAAAACUUGCAAGUGUAAUGAAUGUGGCAAGACCUUCAAUCAUAUGUCAUCCCUUACAUGCCAUCUUAGACUUCAUACUGGAGAGACACCUUACAAGUGUAAUGAGUGUGGCAAGAAAUUCCAUCACGUGGCAUCCCUUGCAUACCAUCGUAGACUUCAUACUGGAGAGAAACGUUACAAGUGUCAUGAGUGUGGCAAGAAAUUCCAUCACGUGUCAUCCCUUACAUACCAUCAUAGUAGACUUCAUACUGGAGAGAAACCUUACAAGUGUCAUGAGUGUGGCAAGAACUUCAAUCAGAAGUCAUCCCUUAUACGCCAUCGUAGACUUCAUACUGGAGAGACACCUCACAAAUGUGAAAAAUGUGACAAAGGUUUCACUCGCAAAUCACACCUUGAAAGGCAUAAGAUAAUCCACACUGGAGAGAAACCAUACAAAUGUACGGUUUGUGAUAAGGCUUUUGCAUGUAAUUCAUACCUGGCAAAACAUGCUAGAAUUCACACUGGAGAGAAACCUUACAAAUGUAAUGAGUGUGGCAAGACCUUCAGUCAUAUGUCAUCCCUUACAUGCCAUCGUAGACUUCAUACUGGAGGGAAACCUUACAAGUGUAAUGAGUGUGGCAAGACCUUCAUUCGAAAGUCACACCUUACAUACCAUCAUAGACUUCAUACUGGAGAGACCUUACAAAUGUAAGCUUUGUGGCAACGCUUUCUAGCAUGAUUCACACCUGGUACCAAAUACUAGGAUUCACACUGGAGACCAUCCUUACAACGGUAAUGAGUGUCCAGGACUGUCAGUAGUAAUUCAUCACCUGUAAUUGACAACCUCUCACGCCUGCCUUGUACAACACCUAUCCCCCUCUCCAAUGUGAAGACCCAGUGUGCCUCCCCAGCAUCUUCCUCUGCAGCAGGUAGAUAAAUGUAUGUUUAGGUGCAAACUGAAGGAGAGUGUGUAUCUGCGCAUUCCUAAACCCAGAAAUCUCAGUUUCCAUUGACCAAGAAGUUAAAGUGGUUCUAAAUCCUCACUACUACUGGUCCAAAUCAGCUGCGUUACUUCCCCUCUUAGUAGGAACUGGAACAGCAGCCAGGAUAGGGACCACAAUAGGAGGCAUUGGCACUUCAGCCCAUUUCUGUCAUAAACUGUCCUGGGAACUCAAUGAUGACAUGGAAAGGGUGGCCAAUUCCCUGGCCUCCCUCCAGAAGCAGUUAAAUUCCCUAGCCACAGUAGUCCUACAAAAUGCAGAGCCUUGGGCUUCUGGCUCAGAAGGUAGUUUCCUGCCUCUUCUACAGGAAGAGUGUUGCUACUGUGUUAAUCAGUCAGGAGUAGUAACAGGAAGUUAAAGAGCUAAGGGACCGCGUUCAAAGGCGGCGCACAGUCAGCAGCUGGAGCUUCCCAGGGCUCCGAACCUGGAUCCACUGGGCUCUUCCCCUCCUUGGGCCUUCACUAGUAAUCUUUUUGGCCCUUACCUUUAGUCCCUCUGUGAUUAACAUACUCCAGUGCUUCACGGAAGCCACGGUUGUCAGACAACUGCCCAGUUGCUAGCCUUUUGGGGAUACAAGCCCCUGAGCACAGAUGUUGACUUGUAAAAGGUGAUACUCCACAUGUAACAUAAAGAGCAUCAAAGGGGUGGAUAAGAUGGAAGGCCUGUGAGGAAAAUUUCCUGAGUGUCUAAAAUAGCUGCCUCAGCUACCUUAUCUGCUUUUGUUCUUCUAUACAUCUGCUUCCUGCUUACUAGCGAAAGUCCCCCUGCACAAUUGCUCCAUUGCCUGAAAAUCGUGAGUUACUUCCCUUGCCCCUAACCUGUAAGAACUGUGUACUCACUUAGACCCGGGUCCAGACUUUUGGGUGCUCACCUGUCUGGGCCUGCUGGUGUAAUAAACUGUUGUCCUCUGA
Messenger RNA from Sapajus apella (tufted capuchin), 2041 nucleotides. Its product is annotated as zinc finger protein 320-like. NCBI's taxonomy places the organism in Eukaryota, Metazoa, Chordata, Mammalia, Primates, Cebidae. Gene Ontology annotation, biological process: regulation of transcription by RNA polymerase II. Gene Ontology annotation, molecular function: RNA polymerase II cis-regulatory region sequence-specific DNA binding; DNA-binding transcription factor activity, RNA polymerase II-specific. The coding region runs from base 41 to 841 and encodes 266 amino acids. The record is from RefSeq and is a predicted model, not a curated record. The transcript has a single exon.